Molecule: messenger RNA, 811 nt
Organism: Symbiodinium pilosum
Lineage: Eukaryota; Dinophyceae; Suessiales; Symbiodiniaceae
Source: the annotation of a GenBank genome assembly
GUCUUGCCAGACCUCACUGACGUUCAGCAUCGAUGGGGCAGAUUCGCUCUCCCCUUCCAGCGAGCUCACUGAGUCGGAGGAUGCUGAUGUUGCUGCGGCCGGAGACGGCGGCGCUCAGGAUCUUCCUGAGAAUGGGAAGGAUUCCGAGGCCGCAAAGGGAAAGCGCAAAAGAGCAGGUAAAGAGAAGCCUGCAAAGGACAAGAAGCGAAAAGUAAAGCAUGAAUUUUCGCCAGGGCAGUUUGUCCGCGUGGUCGGUUUGAAGGCCAAGGGUGAGCUGAAUGGCAAAGUAGGCCUCCUGGUGGAGUGGGACAAGGCCAAAGGCUACUGGAAAGUCCGGAUGGAAGAUGGUUCUGGGAAGGCUUUUCGAUCGGCUAACCUUGAGCCGCAUGUUGUCCACAACAACCUGCAGCCUCCGCCGGCCCCUGCCGAGGGCCCGAAAGCAGUCAGCACCGUACCACCGCCACCUCCAGAUGAGCCUGCUCCAAAGGAACAGAGUCAGGAGGUGCCCCCACCCCCCCCGGCAGCGCCGGAGGAGGCGCCGCCGGCCAAGGUUCUGCCGCUACCGCCUCCCCCUGCUGCGCACGUCAAGAAAGCUGCGCCUCGACCGCCCAUGGGACCACCGACGCUGCCUGGUGGCUUGCCUCUGGCCAUGCCGCUACCAAUGCCGCUGCCGGUGCCAACUAUGCUGCCCUUGGCAGGGCUACCGAUGGCAAUGCCGGUGAUGCCUCAGGGGCUGCCUCUGAUAGGCAUGCCCCCUGCAAUGCAGACGGUGCCUAUGACGAUACCUCCGCCUGCGCUGCCUAAGAGGUGA